CAGUGAAGCCUGUGACUUAUUCUGAAGAACACUAAUUUCACAUGCUGUGGCUUGGACCUUAUGUUAGUGCUGGGAAUACUGGUAAAUAGUAAUAUAUGCUUCCACUGUAUGUAAUACUGGGACAUGACAGCUAAAUGGAUGUUUAGAUCAGCAAAGAACUUUGAAAUGAAGCUAAUAAAUGCAUCGUCUCAAAGAGCAAACAACUGCGUUUUGAUGGUCACAUCAGUGUGGUUUGACUGAUUCUGCAGCUACACCUGGUUUGUGUAUAACGGGGUCUGCAGGUGAAACAACCCGAAGGGAGAUUUUUGAGCCGGACGUCAGAUCAAGAUUCCCCAGCAAAGCAUCAGGAUAGAAAUCAAGAAAAACAGCAAGAUUCCUAACAAAAGGUAUGUCCACACGUGACACAUGUUGACCUCAUGCCAGAUAUGUGUUUAUAAAAACACUUUACAUGUUGUGUGAUAUCAGUUCAUAUGAGCUAAUGUAAAAAAAUUCAUAACUAGAGACGUGUUGUUCAGCUAACAUACUGCAACAAGUAACAAAAAAGGAACAUCGGUUGGUUGAAGACUUAAUCGAACUCACAAUGAAGGCUUGUCUUGUUGGAUGUCAUGUAUAUACUACUGACAUGUACAAAGCAAGGGCAGGAACUGCUUUCUCUUCACUUCUCCGUGUACCAUAGCCUGAGACAUCCUGCAUGUGAACUUCACUCAGAGAUGGAGAAAGAUAAGCACAACAGACCAGGAGAGGAGGAAGCGCAGUUAUAUUCAAAGAUGGAGUGAUGGACAGCAGAGUAUGUGAACUUCAAUGUAAACGAGGCCAGACUCCAUUAUUCCUGCUGUGAUGGAGAUCCCCAUCCUGCUGCCACUCGCCCUGGCCUUGCUGGGGUUUCUGUGCCCAUGUGUGACAACACUGACUCCCAGAGUCUCCUUCCCCAUGGAUAGUCCUGGGAGACGUCUCAUCCGCUUCAACAGCCACGAUGUCAGCAACACCACCACGCUGCUGCUCAGUGAGGAUGGGGACAUAUUAUAUGUUGGAGCCCGGGACUCUGUGUUAGCACUGAAUGUUAGCCACAAGGACAGCAUCAUACUGAGGAACAAGCUGGACUGGAGUCCUUCACAUGAAGACCUUGAGCAGUGCUCCAUGAAGGGAAAGAAAAUGGCUGAUUGUCCCAAUUUCAUACGUGUGCUGCAGUUCCUGAACACCAGCCACAUCUAUGCCUGUGGAACGUUCGCCUUCAGUCCACGCUGCACCUACAUCAACACUGACACAUUAACAAUGAGCCUCAAGCCUGAUGAAGGGAGAGGUCGAUGCCCCUAUGACCCUUAUCAACGCAAUACGGCUCUCGUUGUAGAUGGAGAGCUUUAUACUGGCACUGUGGCAGACUACAGGGGGAACCGGCCCGUCAUCUCAAGGCACCUCAGCGAGGGCAAGCGUGUCGACCUGAAGCUGGAUGACACAUUAGGAUGGUUGGAGGAUCCAACUUUCAUCAGUUCCACAUUUAUUCCAGAUGAAGAGAAAAUUUAUUUCUUCUUCACUGAAGUGGGCAGAGAGUAUGACUUCAUCGACAAGUUCAUCGUCUCCCGCGUCUCUCAGAUCUGUGUGAGUGAUGUUGGAGGUCAGCGGACCCUGCAGCGACGCUGGACCACGUUUGCAAAAGCUCAGCUGCUUUGCCAAGCUGACCAUGAGCUGCCCUAUAAUGUGCUCCAGGACAUAGACACCCUCCUGCCUGCAGAGGGCGCUCCUGUGGAUGACAUACUCUUUUAUGGCAUAUUCACCUCUCAGUGGUCUGUCAACUCUGGGCGAUCAGCAGUGUGUUCCUUCCGCCUCACUGACAUCAAAUCGGUCUUUUCUGGUAACUACAAAGUCCUGAACCGGGACACAUUACAGUGGAGUGCACGGGUUCAAGAGAAGGUCGCAAAUCCAGGCGAGUGUGGCCUGCACAACGCCUCAGACAAUGCCCUGCGCUUUGUCAAAGAGAACUUCCUGGCAGAUGACAGUGUGCGAGCAGUUGGAAGGAACCUGACCAUGGUGUCUGCUGAAAACACCUACAGCCACCUGACUGUCCAGAGGGUCCAGGCAGCCAACGGCAAACACUACACUGUCCUGUUUCUGCUUACAGAGUCUGGUUACUUGCAUAAAGCAGUGCUGCUACUCAGAGGGGCCCAUAUCAUCGAGGAGAUUCAGGUCUUUGAGCAGCCUCAGCCUGUCAGGAGCCUGAAGCUCUCCAUACCCAAGGGAGUGAUUUAUAUCGGCACGUCGGAGAGCGUCGUGAAGGUCCCGACAGCUAACUGUUCUUUUUACUGGACCUGUGCUCAGUGUGUUCUGGCCCGAGAUCCCUUCUGUGGUUGGGAUCCUGCCAGUAGGGUCUGUGUGAUGGUCUCUACAACAAACGCUAACCUAGGCCAGGACAUAGAAAGAGGAAACGCUGAAGAGGCAUGCAGCAGUGUUUCAUUAAAUCACAAGAGCAGAUUUGGUCCAAACAAACUGCCUGCGGCCUCGUGUCCUCCAGGCGAGCUGGUGUCUGUGUCUCUGAACGAAGUCGUGCGGCUGCAGUGUCCAGCAGCAUCACGACUGUCUCAGCAGCUCUGGGAGCGUCCCAACAGUCGGCUGUCCUCAGACUUGUAUCUGAACUUGGAGGAUGGGAGUCUGAGCUUUGUGGCCACCCCUGCCACACUGGGCCACUACCUCUGCCUGUCCACUGAAAAUGGCUACCAACAGACUAUGGCCAUCUAUCAUGUCAAGCAGAAGACCAGCCCUCUGUCUCAAACUCCAACCAGCUACACCCAGCCUCGGACAAAUGCGAUACCCACAACACAAUCUAUGGCCAAGCCGGGAUCUGGACUCCACAUAUCUGUAGGAACAGAAACGCACCAAGGAGAGUCUAAGACAACGCCAUCCAACAGGAACACUCAAGUCACCACCAGACAGCUGGGCAAAAACCUGACCUCAUGGACAAAGCAGCCUCGACAGAGAGAAUUAGAGCUCCGGGAUGGGGAAGCGCUGCUGGCCGCCCAAGCCCCAUGCUAUUUAAAGGAGCUGGUAAUUGUGUCACUUUUGCUAGUGCUGUCCCUCAGUUUGUUAAUCACCAUAUUUCUGUUUGUCAUCACACAGCGCUGCAACCACAGAACAGCCCCACAAGCAGCAACCAUAGACUCUGACAGAAGGACCCCUGUAGAGCAGGAGGCCCGAAGGGCGAAUGUGUUUCUGAGCAAAAGGAAUGAACAAGGACAGCAAAGUGGACAUGGCAGCGAGUUGGUUUGUAACGCUGCGCUUUCAGGUUCUAAUGGACAUUUGCCUAACACCCCCAUCUAAACAGAGGUACAGUGUUACAGAUGAAAAAAGUCACGUGGCACUCAAAGACUCCUGAUCUAUGGGAAGUCUUUGGCAACAGGAGGAAAAGGUUUUUAAAACUUUAUUUGAAGGGCGAGGAAGUAACGCAAAGCAUUUUAAAGUGGUUUUCAUGGGAUUUGACUUAUUAUUCUAUACAUGCAGUUUUAAUGUCCUGGUGUACAUUGAAAUUACAGCUCAGUUUAGGUCACAAAUAAGGUCCCAUAUGCAACUGAAAGUGGCUGCUGAGGGUGGCCAUCCUAAUCGGUAAGAUCUGUGAUCGUACUAAUAAAUCAAAGAACUGUGCGUGGGAUCACUUUUCUCAACAGCCAUUUACUGGCAGCAUUUGUGAGUAUUGUUGUGGUGGAAUAAGAGGCGUGGGGACAUGAAUGUCUCACAAAUAUAAAGCUUCAACCGUUACACCUAAGUGCCAGACCCUUCCUCGAACCCUCAAACAGGCCUUUGAAGGGUUGUGAAAAAUGUCUUCCACAGUGUCAUUGCUGUGAUCUCAAAUAGCCGGACAACAACACACAACAAGACUGUAAAAUUACACAAUUGUGCCUGUUCUGCACAGCUACAUUUGGAACAGGCGCAAUUGCUGUAUAACCGUGUGUGUUGUAACUGCCCAGUCUUUUUCACAGCUCGAACUGGUGUAUUGAUGGAGAUCAAACAUUUGUCACACUUGGUACUGGACCCGCUGAGGUCCCAGUUCUGAUAACUGACUUGUCUGUAACACUUUCACGGCUGAUUGCCUGAAGCUGACACGCUUUUGUGUGGAAAUAACUGGAAUAAAGUUUGCACACGAUUCUAAAAAGACGGAUUUAGCAGCUGUUUCUGGCAGCCGUAGCUUUGGUGCUCAGUAAUUGUGUUCUCCUAAACUGUAACAUUUAGGUAUUUGUAAGGAGUGGUGACAAAAACCUGGUUAAAAUCUCUCUGAACAGGAGCACUGAUCCAAUGAAAAGCAUAACUGUUGAUUAGCUGUGACGUGUUGGUUCUGAAUGUUCUGGUUGGUCGUCAUAUUAUAGCUGGUUAUGUUCUGACUAUUCUGUUCUCUCUUGAUAGCUUCAUUUGGUAAAAGGUACAGUUCUGUCCAAUGCAGCUGCUUCUUUAAAUAUUUUUAUAGAUUAGUCAAAUGCAACACCAGUAACUGCCACAGUCGGCCAGUUGUACAGUUGUAUGCACCUUUUAGAACAAGAAAUCAUUUGUUUCCAUAUAUUACAUUUUGAUCAAAAUGUGUAAGGAUCAGAAAAUGUAUCCAAAGACGUGCGUGCGCAUGUGUGCGUGCGUGUGCGUGUUCACAUAACUUUGUAGCACAUGGUCAGGGUGAGUCAGCCAAGUUUCUUUUCUUGUGUGACAAAACAAAGUGAAUGUGCCUUUGCUACAUGUUAUGUGACGAUCCUGUGGAGCUGUUUGUACUUCUCACCAUUUGGACACGUCAAUAAAAAAAUCAUCCACAACUGUAAUAAAGACUCAACAUAUUUAUAUUCACUUCAAUAAACAGGUUUCUGAAAUGUUACAAAAUAUAUAAAAAACCAUCACAUUUAUUUUUAUGUCUUCUCAAUUUUUUAACGACUUGGAAAUCCGUCUGCUCUGCCAUCGUUCAAGUCCUCUCAGGACGCUUUUGUACAGCACUCAAUGAACUUCUGUUAAAACCUAAGUAAACUACACAAUUCACUAAUAAAACCACCUUUCGCAGCAUUAACUUGAACUUGAAGUCUUUCACGUUGCUGUGGAGGAAUUUUGUCCCAGUGCUUUACAGGGUUCCUUCGGUUCAUUCAUCCAUAGUGUCUUUAAGGUCCUGCCACAGCAUGUCAUUCAGAUUGGUUUGCUUGUAUAUUUACUGUUGUGCUUGGGAUCAUUGUCCUGCUGCGUGAUCCAAUUUAGGCAAAGCUUUAGCUUCUCAGAAAGAUGGACUCACAUUUGUUUUAGAAUGCUUUAGUAUAUAGAGAAGGUGCCCAGGUCCUUUGGCUGCCCUCCACCAUCAUGCGUGACACUUGGUGAGAGAUGUUUGUGCUGAAAUGCUGUUUGGUUCUCACCACACGUGAUGCUGUACAUUAAUGAUAAACAUCUCCACUUAGUUCUUUGGACAAACAGGAAGUAAACUGGUUUGUUUAGAUCCAACUUUUCAAACCUAAGCUGUGCUGGCAUAUUCUUGGUUUGGUCACGUUUUCUUCAACAAACUUUGAGUUUCUCUCCCGACUGUUUCCAUCCUGCUGUGUCUGAGCCAACUGACUGACAUGUUUCAUUUCCACGUUCAUAAAGCUGCUAUUGAACCUCACAGCAGAAGGAAUUGGUUUAUUUUUAUUAACACUUUAUUACCAAUUUAAGAUUCGUUUUGUAGCACCGUUUUUCUCUCCAUGCCCAAUGGUUUGUCAGAAUUGCUCUGAAGCAGAUGGGAAGUCUUUUUCGACGGCCUCUCCAAACUCACAUGCUGGAAUUCUUGUUUCAACCACCACCUGGGCUGCAUAAUUGGAGGUGAGCUUCCCUCCCUCCAAGACAUCUACAGGAAGCGGUGCCUGAGGAAAGCGGGGAGGAUCAUC
This is a messenger RNA of Haplochromis burtoni (Burton's mouthbrooder), 5864 nucleotides long. It is a transcript of the gene sema4ab, whose product is annotated as sema domain, immunoglobulin domain (Ig), transmembrane domain (TM) and short cytoplasmic domain, (semaphorin) 4Ab. Gene Ontology annotation, molecular function: chemorepellent activity; semaphorin receptor binding. The record is from RefSeq and is a predicted model, not a curated record. The coding region runs from base 838 to 3309 and encodes 823 amino acids. Gene Ontology annotation, biological process: positive regulation of cell migration; semaphorin-plexin signaling pathway; negative regulation of axon extension involved in axon guidance. Lineage: Eukaryota; Metazoa; Chordata; Actinopteri; Cichliformes; Cichlidae. The transcript has 15 exons.